Messenger RNA from Anopheles bellator, 11373 nucleotides. RefSeq lists its product as uncharacterized. Lineage: Eukaryota; Metazoa; Arthropoda; Insecta; Diptera; Culicidae. The transcript is spliced from 14 exons. The record is from RefSeq and is a predicted model, not a curated record. The coding region runs from base 1 to 11373 and encodes 3790 amino acids.
AUGUUUAGCUGUCUGUGGCAACUGUGGGAUUGGAUUGAUCCGCCCACUUUCACGACGAUGGAAAGUAAAAAGCUACAGCAGCUGCAGCAAGCUAACUCGCACCUGGCACCGAUGCCCCAGCUGAAGGCACCGGGUUUCCAGCAACCGCCACCCGGAGGCUAUGAUUAUGGGACCGCUGGCGGUGGCCCGGGAGGCUCGGGAACGGUGGCACCUCACCAGUAUCAGGCGUACGCGAGCAACUUUGCCCAGCAUCCCGCACUGCGGUCACCGUAUUCCACCGGAAGCCCCAAAUCGUCGCUGAGCGCCACGAGUGGCGCCAUGUACGGUGCGACCGAUGGUGGCGAACUGUCCUCGAACAGCGGUGGAGGAGCAGGCCAGUCCCAUCUCCUUCACCCGCACUUUCAUCCGCAACAGCAGCAGCAGCAGCAGUACCUUCAGCGGGUCAGUUCUCCCUCGAGUAGCGGCGAACGGGAGCGGUUGUACCAGACUGCUCCCCUGGUGCGCGGUGCUGCCCCCGUUGGCACGCCGCACUCGGUGACGAGCAGCAGCGGACCAGGCGGCGGUGCUGGUUCGAUGUCGAAGCUGGAGCUACAGUUCCAACAGUUGCAGCGUGAAAAGAUUCAACAACAGAUCAAAACGGCCACCGAAGCGAUUGCACAUCAGCAGCAAACAUUCGCGUUGCGCCAGCAACUGAAUCCACCGGUGCCGAACUAUCACCUGAAGCAGAACUUGCUGCAAAACCUGUCCCAACAGCACCAGCAACAAAUCCAGCACCAACAGUCGCUACAGAAACACGUGCAGCAGCAGCAGGUGAAACAGUCCGCCCAAAAAGCGCAGCAAUCGCAGCACCCUUUGAAACAGCAGCCCCCACAGCACCACCAACAGCAACGUUACCCUGGCAACAGCCAGAAUCGCAACGUGCCGCCAUCCAGUUUAAACCUCAUGAACCAUUGCCAGCCGGCCGGCAACGAGGGUGACAAGUUGAUGCGUUCCCACGGUCCCACUUAUCACGGCACUGCGGAAGAGGAAUCGCUGUACCAGAAGAGCACCGGCGGCUUCUCGGGUGUCGUGUCACCGCUGGCCGGGGCCAACGGGGAGAUAAUCAUCCAGCAAAACAUUCCCGGCCAGGUGGUGAACCAAGCGUGUCAGACCCAGAUAAGCUCGAUCGUGAUUGGUGGAGGCACCGCGCAACAGCAGCAGCAUCAGCAAGGCCAGCUCCAGGUGAAAUCGUCACCAUCCGACACGCUCUCCUCCCCAUCACACGAUGCCAUCGAGCGUAAGCGUAGUAGUGGCGGCGGAAGCGGCAGUGGCCAGCAGCACACGCUCAAGUCUCCCGUCACAAAGCGGCCAGCCAACGCACCCGUCGCCCUUUCGGGCUGGCUCUACAAGCAGGGUUCGGAUGGGCUGAAAGUUUGGCGCCGCCGAUGGUUCGUCCUGUCCGAGUACGUCCUGUACUACUACAAAAGCCCGGAGGAGGAGAAACUGCUCGGAACGGUGCUGUUACCUUCGUACCGAGUGUCGGCCUGCUUUCCCGAAGACAAAAUCUACCGCAAGUUUGCGUUCAAGUGCGAGCACGCCAAUAUGCGUACGUUUGUGUUUGCGGCCGAAAACGGAGAGUCCAUGAGCCAGUGGGUGCGCGCCCUCACUCUGGCCACGAUGAUGAUGCAGGGCGUUGGUCCAGGGGUUGGUGGUAGCAGUGAGAUGGAAACCGGCGCAAGUGCACUAUCGAGUGACUCGUCCAGUGGAAACACCGGCGGCGGAGUUCAAUCAGCCAGUUCCAGCGAGACGGCCAAGGUCGGACACGGGCAACCAACUGCUGGAGGUAGUGGCAGCAGUGGCAGCAGUGGUGGCCCAGGAAACAAUAGUGACAGUAUGUCUUUACCACAACCCCUGUACGCGAAUGCGCCACCGAAACCGAGGCGUGUAAAUGAUGCCGGCUAUUCUUCGCCCAGCCCUGAUCAUGCAAUCAUUCACGAUCGGUAUGAGCAUAUGAUGCAACAACAGCAGCAGCAACAACAACAACCACAACAACAACAACAAAAACAACAACAACAACAACUACAACAACAACAACAACACAUGCUUGCCUCGGCACAAUUUCCACCAGGACAUCCGUCGCGUAUCGCACCAACGCUUCUCACAGCAAACGCCAUUUAUGGAGAUCCGAAGCGCAUCGAGCGUGAUCUCUACAUCCAGAAGCUUAUCGAGCAGCAGCAGCAGCAGCAGCAGCAGCAGCAGCAGCAGCAGCAGCAACAACAAUCGCAACUUAAUGCCGGUAAACAACAAUCAGCACAGCAGGGUGCUCUCGGAAUGCAUUCGUCCCCUUUGCAUGGGCAAAUCAUGCGUGGCGGUAACAGUGGCCAGGGCACGAAUCCAUUCCUUUACUCGAACAGCGAUCGUCGCACACCGGACACGUACGGACCACCGAAUUCUGCCGUCGACCCGAAGCACAUGUCGGACUACGAGGACAUCUACAACUUGACCAUGCUCUCGAAGUCACUGCCCGCGAAUGGUGCACCGUUAGAGGCUGCUCCGGGUGGCGUCUACAAGCGGCCAUCGAGUCCUCAGCGUUACACUGCCGCAGUCUUUCCACCGUACGUCUGUAACGCACCCUACAAUGGCAACCAGUUUGAGAAUGUAGCAAUGACUCCCGAGCACCAGCAGCAUAGUAGUGUGCACAUGCGUUCCCGACCCGUACCGCCGAGCAUACCGCGACCACAUUCGGCCGAUUUUCUAGACUACGAAGCUAGACAUCCACUGAACCAUGGCACCGGACGCAAUCACGCCAACGACGAGCAACCGAAUCCACACCGAACCCCGCGGCCCAAGUCCAGCCUCGACAUCAACCGCACGCCCGAUCACUACUACUACUCCGAGGCCAGCUAUGCGGAAAAGAUGCGCCUCCAGAGUGCAUCCUAUUUGCAGCGAGCGAACAAGAGUGCCGUUUCCCGAAAGCAACGAUCCGACGACAUGCAAGGAUUAUUUACCGGAGGGGGAACGAUGCCACGCGAUGGGUUGUACCGGAGUGCGAGUGGGAAAAUUUUUACGGCUCCCCAACAGCAACCUUCGACCGCUGACGAGUACCACCACCCGGCGGCGGAAGGGUCGCAGAGCAUGCCGCGACCAUCGACGACCGAUCGCGGCGGUCGACCUUCGGUGCAGAGUCUCAAGAAACCAGCCAAUGCCGUUCAACAGCAGCAGGAACAGUUUGCACGAUCGGCCAGUGCUCGGUUGCCACGGAAGGAGGAAGAUGCCUCGCUGCGUGAUGGUGAGCGGAAGCGAGAGGAAUCGAUGAAACGGUUGCUGGAGUGGAAACAACGCAUGCUACAGUCUCCGCUGACCAAAAAGAUCACCAGCCAGCAGGCGGCUUCGAUGGCUUCGGCCGAAUCGCUGCUCGGGGACCGACGGCACGGCGGUGAGCUGUACGGUGUAAAGAUCGACGGCAGCGACGGACUGUUGCGAGCGGAGUACUAUGGAACUGCGGUACCAUCUGCAUACGACCGUCAGUCGAUCGGAGAUCUUUCGCGCAUUGGCAGUAGCGCUGGUGGGGCCAUAGUCGGUCACCAUAAUAGCUCGACCAACGUAACCCAAGGCGGGUACGGCAGUGAGAUGAAACUGAAUGGUGACUACAACAGCUACUCGUCGGAUGAUGAAGAUGGAAGAAAUUUUGCGCCGGCAGGAAGGUCAUCCCCACUCGUUAGUACCGCUUCCCACGGGGUAGCAGACGCACGACACACUCUAACACAACACCCCGUCCGUAAGGCCGCUGACGCGGGCCCAAACAGCACUGAUAGGAUGCACGCAUUAACGCAAACCUACUCCGACAUCGGUGGCGGUGAUGAUGGUGAUGAUGGGAGCAUUAAAAUGGUGUUAAAAAGAAUGAGCGUGGAGGGCGGUAAGCAAGAGAAUCUGGACGACACGUCCAGCGGCAGGCAGGCAGAAGUAGUAAUGAGCAAGGACCAACCGGAGGAGGAGGCUCAGGAAGUCGAAGCAAAGGAAGAGGAACUGUAUGAGGAUAGUCUAGUGAACCACGCGAGUGGCAACGUGAGCCCCAAUCUGAGCGUGGAUGCCAAUGUGUAUGAAAAUAGUUUUAUCAAAUCCCCAGCUGUGGGACGCAGGGUGGGAAGGGACGAAGAGAAGAAGGAACGGCGGCUACGGAAGGCCUCACCGGUUGAUGGCAGUCGCGCGGAACACGACACUGUUGAUAGCCAUGUGAAUAGUAGUCGAAAGGAUAACACAAGUAUUAAUCACGGUAACCGUAGUAGUUUUAACGGUAAUGGUAAUGGCAACAGUGAAGACGGCAAACAGUGCACUUCCCAGGCGUGGGAAACGGCGUACGUACCGGUGUACAAGCAAAUCAUGUCGAUGAGUUUGAAGGCACUGAGUGGUGGCGAAGUUGGUAGCUCUUCAGUCAGAUCACCGCAAUCGGCGAAAGCGGACGAAAAACUUUCGGAUGAAAACACUGGAACCGUCUACGAUGAGCCCAAGGGCUCUGGAAGUGAUACGGCGAAGCACCAUGGCGAAGAAGAGGAAGAGGAUACGGAUGGGGUUUUUGAGUACACGGAUGAAGAUCUUGACGAAGCGUUGCUACAAGCUGAACCGGAGCAGUCAGCGACAGCGGAAGCAUCCGCGUGUGAUGGUACGUUUCAGCGGCGGCAGUCGGGUGGCUGCACUGCUUCCGUCACUGAAGAGGAGCUCGACGAUGAUCUGACUUUGCAGAUACUGGAAGGACACUACAUGCCGAUGACGCCGCGUAAAAGUCUCAUUAGUGCCGCCAGCUUUACUACACUUUCGGCCGCGCGUAGUGCCCAGACCAACCAGGACACGAACGUUUCGGCGGGCGGCAAACUAAGACCCUGCGAAAGUUUAACGGCGAUGGACAUUCUCGACUCGAUACAGAAGAGUGGCAACGAGAUGCAAAUGUGUAAUGUUCACGAUGAAAGCACCUACAUAGAGAUGACGAAGGGAUCGUUGGGGAAGAGUGUGUUUGCCGAGGACGCACGAGGAACCACUUACGAGAUGAUCAUGGUUCCACCGGUCACGACUGCCGGUUCGUGGGGCGGUAUCGCUGGUUCCACUGCUGGAAGUGGACGGAAGGACGGUGAUCUAAUGGACCUUGAAGCGCAUCGGACAACGGUAGACUCGGAGCCACUGUACAUGGAGCUGUCCCAGCUACACAGUAGCAACAAAUCGGGCGAUGAUCUUGGCGGAUCGCCUUUGAGUGCCGGAGGUAACAAGCCGGACGAAACGCUGGGCUCGUCGAAGAAAACACCAAUCACCGAUGGCCAUGGGGACAAAAGCGGAACCAUGGGACGUACGAAACCGAUCAAGGGUAGCUUUGGUGUUGGCAGUACUGGGAAAAAGAAAAAGAAAGAUAAGAACUGGCCUGACAUAUUGAUGCAGUCAAGCAAGAGUGACGACAGCGACACAGACUCGGACCGUGGUGAUCGGAUUGUUGAGGAGAAACGGAAGAAAAAAUCUGGUGAUGGUGCGGCAAAAGAACCGAAACCGGCGACCGGUUCACCAGCGGUACAUACCACCGGUAAAACAGAUGCCCGAUCACGUUUCAGUCUGUCCGACACGUUCCGGCCUGCGUCAUACUAUCUGGGGGCCACUAGCGGAAGCGGAGCCUCGAUCGGAGGACCGGGUGGGAGAAAGGAUGGUGCAGGAUUUGAUACGUUGCUGGACAGUUCCGAUAGUGAAAUCAUGUCACCACCACCGAUACCCAUCAGCUCGCUUCCGCUCGACGAAACCGAUGGUGACGGUGGCAUGGUGGCAGGUUUAAGAAGAAUCACCGCGCACGGAAUACGAGAGAAGUUUCGCUCGAAUGAGGCGAUCGAUCUAAUCAAGAACCAUACCCAACCCGAUAAACGCCAAUCGGUGCAAAGUCUCGUGAUCGGAAGUGCAGCCGCCGCAGUAGCGGCUGGUGCGCAGUUUAUGGGCGGUUUGCAGUACUCGCGCAGGGAGAGCGGAAGCAUUUCUUCCAACCGAUCCAGUCUCCGCAGCGGCUCGCAAGGCAUUUUAAGCGGUGGUGGAAAUGGGUUCGCGCUAGCGAAGCAACCGGGCAAAGAUUCGCCCUCAACCGUUCUCGAUCGUUACGACGGGGUGUCGAAUGCAUCGUCCGAGUACGAGCUUCUCCGAGAGAGUGCCUUGAGGAUGGACGGUUCCGGCGGUAGUGCUGUCGGUGGCGGACGUUUCGACAGCUCGUCGGUUCGCAGUUCGAUCACGCUGUCGGAAACGAGCGGUUCCAUCGAGUGGCGGAGUCGGUCGUGCAUGGAUGUGUCCGUGCGCAACAAGCGGCGUCCAAUAUCGGGUAGUUCGAUCAACUGUCCAAUCGAAAUGGCCCUUGACAGCGGUUCCGGAGAGUUUUGUACCAGCACGGGCGGCAUAGUCACCAAUGUGCUCGAAACUCAAUUCAAUCGCUACAUGAACGCUCCGGACGAGCUAAUGACACUGUCGUCGAAUGCAUCACAAAACGGCCACGACAAUAGCAUUUACUAUGAAAACGUCGCAAUCAUGGGACCGGUGCUGCAUGCUCGCUCGGAAUCUGGCCGCAGCGUGGAAAACUCACCGACGACCACCAUUCUGAGUCCAUUGAGAGAGAAGAAUCUGUCGCUGCACGAUGCGCGCUGUCAGUCCGAGUACCUCAGCACGGUGCCCGAGGGCCACAGCCUGGAGCUGGCCGCGGUAGACAAUGCAUCGCUCUCGUCUGCUAUGGAUCUUGACCAACGGAGCUCGUGUACGGUUCGUUUCGACUAUGAUCGUUCGCAUCAGUCGAACCUAACGAUCACUCCGACGGAGGCAACCAUGCCGCAGCAUAGCCGAAACAAUAGCACACUGUCGUCGGAGUGUGCUCCUUACUACUACUCCGAUUUACAGAUGGCACGUUCCGAGGAAAAUGAUCCUCAGCCACCGAACCACAGUGUUCAUCAACGAGGUGCGAGCAACGAUCGCAGUUGCGGAAGCAACGCUAGUUCGCGAGCCACGUCCGCCGCUGCCCAUCGGACGAUGGCAGCGGGAGAUACGCUCAACAACCAGCGGGAUCCGGGAGUGCUGCGAAAACAAACGACGGGCAUUUUUCACAUUCACAAUCCACUGAACACACUGAAGACGGCCAAUCUGCUGCUGGAUGCAUCCGUCACAGAAAAGCACGCCGAGAUUGAUCGUAAAAACUUGUACGAAUCCGAUCGGAUCGGGCAAAAAGAUGUCAAUAAAACGAUCGCCGCUUCGUUAGCAACCGGUGGCUGUGGAUCGACAUCGACUUUGGGUCGACGGAGCAGCGCUUCGUCGAGUAAUCGGCUUUCCACUGGCACGAUCGCUGCGGAAGGGCGAGCGAUGAGCGUAGUAGGCUGCAACGAUGGCAGCACCAGCAUCCUGCAACAGUUGUUGGUGUCCUCGGGAGCGAUUUCCUCUGGCGAUCAGCUGUGGGAGGAGGAUCACCUGUGGCGUGACAACCUACGGCGGGUAUCGCACAUUCACGCCAAAUCGAUGGACAACCUCGAUCACCUCGGUACGAUUCGCUCGUCCACAGCAGCAGUAGCAGCAUCGUCGGUGGUUCGGAUGGCUAAAAAGGUCAAUCAGCAGCAGCGUGAUGGUUACGCUCCUAACGAAUCCAGUGUGGCUGAAACAGACAACGGAACAACGGCUGCUGAGAUGAAGAAACCGAUGGUGAAAAUAAACCGUCGAGAUGUGACAUAUGUGAACGAAGGCAGCUCCAGCAAAACUGUAUCCUUUUGCGCUUCCAGCAAUGCCGGAGGAGAGCACUCGGGCAGUGUAGGGCACAAGCAAAUGCUGCGACCUGCCAUCGGUGCAGCCGCUAAAAUAACAGGACCACCUCCAGGAUUGCUUUGUUCAGAUGAAAACGGUGGCCGUGCGCUUAACAACGACGAAAUGGAUGGAGACGACGUGUACGUGCAGUUGGCUAACGACGGCUCGUCCAGUUCACGGGCGAUCAUACGCGACGGUCGAUGUUUGUCGAACAGUGGCCGCGAAACGGAGGAUGUGUACGAGGUGCUACGUGACGAGAUGAACCGGUACGACAUCAAUCGUGAAACCAUCCGUCAGUGGGAUCUAAUGUCUAGCGGGUUGGUCAAUAGUGGUAGUAGCACGGCAAGCAGCAUUACCAGACCUCGCGAGGGAAUUGGUGGUGGUAGCUCUGUCCCAUCGGUUGACACGAACCUGCCGUACAGGAAAGUGUACCCUGCUACGGACAGUGCUAGCCAAACGGAUGCUUCCGUAUCAGGUUCAGUGUAUACCAAGCACUCCGACAACCCUGCUUCCAUCUCGGUGCGCAACGUGUUCAACAUUCCGAAGGUACCGCUCACCGUCAAACCGGACCCAUCGGAUCCGAUUUAUCAGGGCCUCGUCCAGCAGGGUAAGGGAACUCCGGUUGACGGUGGCUACUACGAUGGCCUUUCGACAGCGUUACUGACUGCCGAGUACCUCCCAGACGACAGAUAUGUUCGGCCGGACAUCAGCUUCGAGUCGACACACGAUUUGUACACGCAAGCGCAACUGCAACGGGCCCAAGAGCUGAACCUGCAACAGCACUACCAACUGCAGGACAUCGAUCGAAGUCUGGCGACAAUGCAGGACCAGCAGCUGGAUGCGUCACCGCAAACACCGAUUGGGAUGCCUGUUGGUGAUAGUAAAUGGAUGAGCAGCUCCAACGUACGAGGUGGAGCCCGCGAUGAUGGCGGAAGUUACCUGAAUGAUCCCCAUAACGCUGGACCAUCCAACAAACGACCGGAAUUGAAGAAUCUUGCCCGCACCGCCGAAGGUGAUCGAAAGGCAGACAGUUUAGUGAGACUGGAAACCCUGAAACAGCAGCUGAUUGAAUUGGAGAAGCAAUAUGAGAAGGAAAAACCCUUGAUCAAUCUGGUCGAUAACAUGGUUAAGCUCGGAAGCUUAUACCGUGGGCCGACGCCCGGUGGUAAAAGCCAGCUUCAGUCACCCGAAUCGGCCACACUGGAUCGUCUGGAGUUCAACCAGCGUAUGCAGGAACGCCGUUUGUUGCAGGAAGAGCAGCGUCAGUGGGAUCGAACCAGCCCGAACCAUGCGGAGUUGCAGUCAAAGGUUCAGCAGCUGUAUCAAAUCGAUAAGUUGAUGCAGGAGGAAUCGGGAACGUUGCAGGCGUUGCAGCGAGAUAAGGAAAAUCUGGAGAAAGCGCUUGCCACUCUGAAAACGAGGAUUUUGUGUCGUGAGGGAGGUGUACCAGUGGCAAUGGAUACUGCUCGACAACAGCAGCACACACUGGAACGAGAACUUUCGCGCGUUCAUCAGCUGUUAGCGGCUAAUUCAAAAAAACUUGAGAAAACCGUCUCCACUAACGCUCGCCUCGAACAGGAACUGCUAGUUUUACGGCAAAAGCUGCAAGCUACGCGUGAGCAUCGCUCGAUGCACUCUGUGUACGACUCCGCGGCAACUGUCGAUGGUAGUGGUCAGUAUGUUACCGGUUCGGUGACGGCGGUCCUGGAGUCCGAGCUGAAGCGUGCCAAACUGCUCGUCGGAGAUAUGCAGCGUCAGCGGCAAGAACUAGGCCAAGCCGUUCGUCAACUAACUUCGUACGGCGAUCUGAACACACCUGCGGCGGAUCGUUCGCAGGCCGACGAAAAGCAUCACCACGAACAACAGAUGCGUGAGGAUCAGUCCUCGAAAUCGAAGCAUAAACGCAGCUACUCUUCCUCUUGGGUCGAAACCGACCUCGAUUAUGCAAUCAGCAAGGAUGGUAACCACAGCCGCACCUUGUCGUCGUCGAACUCGAGUGUGCUGACGAUCGAUGAUGAGAUGCAAAGCCUGUUCCUACCCAAUACGGCGGCACACACCAAAACCACCGACGGUGGGGACGCUUCAAUGGAUGAACUGUACGGUGGCACGGGUGGGGCCUACAGCUAUGGGGUGAACGCAGCGGACAAGCAGGAAAUAAAAACGGUCCGCAUAGUGAAACGUGAAUCCGAGCGGCGAAUGCGCGACAAAGAGAAGAACGAUCGGAACCUGGCGCUAAGUUUGGAUCAGGUGCUCGAAGAAGAGGCACAGUUGAUGGAAGACUAUCAGCGCUCCAAAUCGCUGCCUCGCGGCUACGAAACGCAUGAAAUGUACGUACAGAACCAUGACCCCCGUGUCGUCGCUGGUGGCGCUUCAUCCAUGGAUGGAAGUAGUCUUAUGAACGAUUUCUACAGCAGUGUCGUGGCGUCGGCGAACGGUAACAGCUAUCCCGUGUCACUGAUCGAUCGCCAGGCGGAUCUGUACACGGGUCACUUUGAGCCAACGUUGCAGUCGAAAUAUAGCAUCAAUGGUGGACCCGAAGCAGUAGAUGAAUCGCCUUCCUUAGCAUCGAGUAGAUACCACUAUCAGCCACAGCAACCGACUCAGCAACAGCAUUAUGCGACUGCAUCGAACGAAAUGCCAACAGCGCUAGGCUUGAAGCUUAAAACGGAAUCUAUUCAAAGCCUAACGAACGCAGGUGCCGAACACGGGCCCGUGUUUCAAAGUGAGGCCGCCAAACAGAUCAUCAACGAGAUGGCCACGGGAGGCCCUACGGCGGGUGUAGAGACUGUCGGCAGUGAUUCGGGAAGUAGCAGCGGCGAGGCAAAGAGAGGAAGCAGUACCUCCAACACCGCACAGAUACAGCAGGAACAGCAGCUGCAGGCAUUGCAAAGGCAGCGUGCUGAAAGUCAGAACCGCCAACGGCGGGCAGUACCGAAGGACAAACGUCGUCAUCACACCGCUCCCCAUCACGUGAACGCGAAAUCGAUAGAGCUGAUGCACAGCGAAAACGAUAUGAACAAAAAUAAUGUCAAUUGGCGUGCUAGAGAUGACGUCGAUCUCGAGGUGACCAUACGUCCACGCUCGAAUGCCCCUGAUGUAGUGCGAUCGGCACUGGGGCCACGGGAGAAGAUAUCCGAGCACACGAUCGAUAAGCUGCUGGCAGCGCCGAGCAAAAUUCUUAUCCCAGAACGCUACGUUCCCGAGCAGACGCCCGAGUUGUCCCCGGAGGAGAAGAAACGACGCCAGGAGAAGGUGGAAGCGAUCAAAAAGAUGCUGUCCGACACACCGAUCGGUGGAGCUGGAGCAAACGAAUCUGGCCCAAACACGGAACAGAAUGCGGAAAAGAAACAGCGCGAACAUCUCAUCCAAUUGAAUCAGAUCCUUGCUCAACAGGUUAUGCAGAUGAGUAAAAUAGUUGCAGAAAAUUCGUCAGCGGUACUUCCGUCGAAGAUAAAGCGGAAGAGCAAUGCUUACAACAGCACGAUCAGCAACAGCAAAUCGGCCGAGGAAAAGGAUCACUACGAAUCUGAUCUGGAAGACUAUGAUACCGACUCUCCGGCGGAACCACUCCCUCUGUAUCAGCAGCGUGAUAAUUACUUCACUUAA